ACCGAUCUCAUUUCCAUAAAGGCACAACCUUACUUCUUCCAUUCUUAGUUUCAGUUCCACGAUGAUCCAUUGCAUUCUUUUCCUUGGUCUUCUAAUAGUUGCAUACUUUAGUGAUUCUCAAGCUGAAAAUACCAUCUCGCAAUAUUGGGAAGAGCAUAUUAGUCUUCCAAACUCUCCACAUUGGUUUGUUGCAAAGGCUUCUCCGUUAAGCCUUGAUCAGUUGGCAGUGUUUAUGAAACUUAUGGAGGACGAUGAAUUGGCUUCCCAUCUGCAUUUGUUUUGUAAGCAGGCCAAUGUUGCUUGUUCUACAAAUGCCCUGGUGAAGAAAAUAAUGUACGAUAAAAAUUUUCCAUCAAUAGUCCCAUUUAGAGAUCAAAAACGGAUAUAUGAAGGCCUUCCGAAGGAAACACCCUUGUCAAUUGCUAGCCAAGGGGGAUUGCCAUUUUUUCGGGAGUCAAUGGUGAAAGAGGGAAAUUUUAUAUCUGUCCCUGAUCUAAGGGAGCCAGUGUCAUAUAAAUCUUUCUUGCCACGCCCUUUGGCAUCAAAAAUUCCAUUUUCCUUUUCCAGGAUCGAUGAAUUGAAGAAGUUUUUUGGUGUGGUGGAUAAUUCAAACAUGGAUGAGUAUAUUCAAGACACCCUUAAGAUAUGUGAGAAAAGCUCCAUUCAAUGUGAGCAGUGCACCUGUGCUACUUCUGCUGAGGAUCUUAUUGAUUUUGUUGUUGAAAAAUUAGGGCACCAUGUAGGCAUAUGGAGAACUGAGAAUGUUGAAGGAUCUUAUGAGAAUGUCACAAUUGAAACUGUGAAACUAAUAUAUGGAAACCUCUCUGAACCACCAGUCAUAUGUCAUAGCCAGCCAUUCCCAUUUCAAGUCUAUUUUUGCCACAUUUUACAAAAAGUGAAAGUAUAUGCAGUUGAUAUACAAGCUAGGAAGAAGGUGAAUCAUGCUAUAAUGACAUGCCACUAUGACACAUCAACUUGGAAUCCAAACCAUCUUGCUUUUAAGCUAUUGGGUUAUGGCCCAGGUCUAAUUGAAGUUUGUCAUUGGAUAAACAAGAAUGGAGUUGUCUGGACAAAGACUAGUUUGAGCAGCUAAUUCUCUUAUUUGUGUAACAUGUCACACUCGUCUUUUUCUCUUUACUUUUUCUAACCAGGAACUUAUAUGGGUACCCCUGGCUGGACCCUAAUGUUUGAUUGUCUUCUAAUUUUGUGUUACACAUGUUAUGCCUUAAGAUAUUUCGAGGAUAGAUAAUGACCUAUUGUUGCUUUUA
Messenger RNA from Macadamia integrifolia, 1268 nucleotides. RefSeq names its product polygalacturonase-1 non-catalytic subunit beta-like. The record is from RefSeq and is a predicted model, not a curated record. Bases 62 to 1093 code for a protein of 343 amino acids. The transcript has 2 exons. NCBI's taxonomy places the organism in Eukaryota, Viridiplantae, Streptophyta, Magnoliopsida, Proteales, Proteaceae.